UUUUUUUGGGCAGUGUCUGGAGAGUUGAGAAAUGUCGUUUGGUCUUGCCGUUCCUGGCCUCGUGCAUAACAGUCUCCUCUCCUGGUGUUUGAUCUUGCUGCACCUGCCCAGUUGGCGUGAUGAGCGACCUAGUCCUCAACCCAACCCCAAGGAUGAGAUGAUGCAACCGCCGACGUGAAUAUUGGAAAUUCAACAAAAUCAGUUUUGGUAAGAAAAAUGUUACUGUGGAGGGGGCUAAACGCUCUCGGCUCGUUAUAUAUAAGCCCAUCGUUUGGAGCUGGAGGUAAGUGCGUGCGUGCAGUUUUAUGUGUAUUAGCGUGUGCGUAGUGUGAUAGCCGUCGUCUCACGCCAUAUACAGCAGCAGCAGCAGCAGCAAUGGGCUCCAACAAUUUGUCCCUCACACUCGUCGUUGCCCUCUUCUCCGGGCUCCUGAUACUGGGGGCGGUCGUCGGCGAGGACGAAUGCGGGUUCCUCUGCGAGGACGGGACGUACGUCACCUGCGCCAACUAUCCCGGGCAGCAGUUCCCCGGCUGCAGCUGCGAGUGCGGGCCGUCGGACGGCCAUGGCUGCGUCGUCUACGGCUCCGACGGCUCCGUCGCCACGGUGUGCCCAAGAUGAACGACGAUCCAUGUAUUCUGCUGUCCAGUCCAACUCAAAAACUGAAAUAGUUUCGUGUGUUGAAACAGAAACAGUAGCCUUCUAUCACGUAUACUGUAAUAAAGAGAACAUGAGUUACUAGUUCUCUACUACGGAGUAUACUAUAGUAAUGGAGUGCGUUCAACAGCUUAUAAUUUGUAAAAGG
This is a messenger RNA of Setaria italica (foxtail millet), 802 nucleotides long. RefSeq lists its product as uncharacterized. Lineage: Eukaryota; Viridiplantae; Streptophyta; Magnoliopsida; Poales; Poaceae. Bases 376 to 618 code for a protein of 80 amino acids. The transcript is spliced from 3 exons. The record is from RefSeq and is a predicted model, not a curated record.